CAUGGACAGUGCUGACAACACUCAAGUUAAGCGAAAUUAUUAACUGAAUCGCCUGCAUCAUGAGGCUGCUACACAAGACGCUGCUCAGCGUUAUGCUGGCGGUGCUGGUCUUCGCCAUUUACGCGGCCGCCCAGGCUAAACCAAAGACGGGCUUAUCGCUGUCGGAGAAAGUACAAAACUUGGUGGAAAUGAACAUGAAGAAGCCCCUGCUACGCUUUAACGGACCCAAAUUCAGGGAGUACGUGAAAAAUGCCCCGCGGAACUAUUCCAUGGUGGUGAUGCUGACGGCGCUGGCGCCAUCCAGGCAAUGCCAGAUUUGCCGACACGCCCAUGACGAGUUCCAAAUCGUGGCCAACUCGUACCGCUUCUCCUCCAUCUACUCCAACAAGCUCUUCUUUGCUAUGGUGGAUUUCGACGAGGGCUCCGAGGUAUUCCAGCUGCUGCGUCUGAACACUGCCCCCGUCUUCAUGCAUUUCCCGGCCAAGGGAAAGCCCAAGGGCGCUGACACCAUGGACAUCCACCGCGUCGGUUUUGCCGCCGAUUCCAUUGCUAAGUUCGUUGCCGAACGCACUGACAUCACAAUCCGUAUUUUCCGUCCACCCAACUACUCUGGAACUGUGGCCAUGAUCACCUUGGUGGCUCUGGUCGGUAGCUUCUUAUACAUUCGGCGCAACAACCUGGAGUUCCUGUACAACAAGAACCUGUGGGGUGCCAUUGCUGUGUUCUUCUGCUUCGCCAUGAUCUCAGGACAAAUGUGGAAUCACAUUCGCGGACCGCCACUGGUGCACAAGUCUCAAAACGGUGGAGUGGCCUACAUCCAUGGAUCCUCGCAGGGUCAGCUGGUGGUGGAGACCUACAUUGUCAUGUUCCUGAAUGCCAUGAUUGUGUUGGGAAUGAUUCUGUUAAUCGAAUCGGGAACUCCAAAGAGCCAUAACAAAAACAGAAUAAUGGCCAUGACGGGAUUGGUUCUCCUAACCGUAUUUUUCUCCUUCCUGCUAUCCGUUUUUCGAUCCAAGGCGCAGGGCUAUCCUUAUAGUUUCUUGUUUAAAUAGAAUCGACUGCAGCCCUGGUCCAGUUCAAGUUCCCAAAAAACCAACGUAUCGUUUUGUAGUUAAAAAUCCACAGCGAGCACACAUUUUUUUUGUGCGUGUAAAACUUCUCUUUAAUAAAUUCCACUACUAAAUUA
Messenger RNA from Drosophila bipectinata, 1186 nucleotides. It is a transcript of the gene Ostgamma, whose product is annotated as oligosaccharide transferase gamma subunit. The record is from RefSeq and is a predicted model, not a curated record. Gene Ontology annotation, cellular component: oligosaccharyltransferase complex. Lineage: Eukaryota; Metazoa; Arthropoda; Insecta; Diptera; Drosophilidae.